Mus caroli (Ryukyu mouse) is the source of this 4069-nucleotide messenger RNA. The record is from RefSeq and is a predicted model, not a curated record. NCBI's taxonomy places the organism in Eukaryota, Metazoa, Chordata, Mammalia, Rodentia, Muridae.
CGGGCCGGAGGCGGGGUGGCGCGGGCCGGAGCAGGACGGCCGCCAUCUUGCUCCAGCCGGAAUCUCAUCCCGCUCCUGCGGCCUAGAGUGCGCGCGAGUCGGUGGCGUUCUCUUGCCGCGGCCCAGCUGGAUCCCUCGCCUGCCGCCCCUCUGCCCCAGGUCGGAGUCCGGCCUUCACCCUCUCCUCUCGGCCAGGUCCGGCCUCCCCGCGGGGUCACGCGGCUGCCCCGGGGACGAUGAACGGAGGAUAAAUGGUGCCCAAGGCAGACAGCGGUGCCUUCCUGCUGCUCUUCCUGCUGGUUCUCACUGUCACCGAGCCGCUGCGGCCAGAGCUUCGGUGCAACCCUGGGCAGUUUGCAUGUCACGGUGGUACCAUCCAGUGCAUACCCCUCCCCUGGCAGUGUGAUGGCUGGGCAACGUGUGAGGAUAAGAGUGAUGAAGCCGACUGUCCAGAAGUGACUGGAGAGUCCCGUCCUUAUGGGAAGGAAACUGUGGAUCUGCGGCAGGGGCGAGCCAGAGGAGGCGACCCCACACACUUCCACACAGUGAAUGUGGCUCAGCCUGUGCGCUUCAGCAGCUUCCUAGGGAAAUGCCCAAGUGGGUGGCACCACUAUGAAGGCACAGCCAGCUGCUACCGGGUCUACCUCAGUGGAGAGAACUACUGGGAUGCCGCACAGACCUGUCAGCGUGUGAAUGGCUCACUUGCUACUUUCUCCACUGACCAGGAGCUGCGCUUCGUCCUAGCCCAGGAAUGGGACCAGCCAGAGCGGAGCUUCGGCUGGAAAGACCAGCGCAAGCUCUGGGUUGGUUAUCAGUAUGUCAUUACUGGCCGGAACCAUUCCUUAGAAGGUCGCUGGGAAGUGGCAUUCAAAGGCUCCCCAGAAGUGUUCCUGCCCCCAGACCCCAUCUUCGCCUCUGCCAUGUCUGAGAAUGACAACGUGUUCUGCGCCCAGCUCCAGUGUUUCCACUUUCCUACCCUGAGGCACCAUGACCUCCACAGCUGGCACGCCGAGAGCUGCUCUGAGAAGUCUUCAUUUCUGUGUAAAAGAAGUCAGACAUGUGUUGAUAUCAAAGACAAUGUGGUGGAUGAAGGGUUCUACUUCACUCCCAAGGGAGAUGACCCAUGCUUGAGCUGUACCUGCCAUCGAGGGGAGCCUGAGAUGUGUGUUGCUGCCCUGUGUGAGCGGCCCCAGGGGUGUCAGCAGUACCGCAAGGACCCUAAGGAAUGCUGCAAAUUCAUGUGUCUGGACCCAGAUGGCAGCAGCCUGUUUGACUCCAUGGCUAGUGGGAUGCGCCUGGUCGUCAGCUGUAUCUCCUCCUUCCUCAUCCUCUCGCUGCUGCUUUUCAUGGUCCACCGGCUACGCCAGCGGCGCCGGGAGCGCAUCGAGUCCCUGAUUGGAGCAAACUUGCACCAUUUCAACCUUGGCCGGAGGAUCCCUGGCUUUGACUAUGGUCCAGAUGGGUUUGGCACAGGCCUCACGCCACUACAUCUUUCUGACGAUGGGGAAGGUGGGACUUUCCAUUUCCACGACCCUCCGCCUCCUUAUACAGCUUACAAGUACCCAGACAUGGACCAGCCGGAUGAUCCACCACCACCCUAUGAGGCCUCUAUCAACCCAGACAGUGUGUUCUACGACCCUGCAGAUGACGAUGCCUUUGAGCCUGUGGAGGCCAGCCUGCCAACCCCAAGGGAUGGUGGCAUUGAAGGUGCAUUGCCCAGGCACUUGGAUCAGCCGCUGCCCCCUGCAGAGACAUCCUUAGCAGAUCUGGAAGACUCUACAGACAGUAGCAGUGCCCUGCUGGUGCCUCCUGAUCCCGCCCAGAGUGGAAGCACCCCAGCUACAGAAGCACCACCAGGGGGUGGGCGCCUCCCCCGUGCUUCCCUCAACACUGUGGUUUAGGUGGCUCAGCUUGUGGCCCCCCGUGGGCUAGGAGUGUAUGUUUCUUGUCCAGAAGACACCUAUCUCAGUGGGGGACUUGAAGGGGUCCUGUCAUAGCCAGGACCCUACUCCACUACCACAUCCCCACCAGCUGCGGGUGUGUACAUAGAAACUGAAAUCAGGCACUCAGAGAGGAGCAAGUGCCUGUACCGUCUUUACCUGGGGGCUAUUAGUCUCUUCUUUAAAUGGUGGAAUGACACAGGUGUUGAAAGCACACGUUUCCAAGAGAGCAGAGGCAGUGGGCUUCACUUACACCAAGUGCAUCUUUGGAUGGGCUUGCUUACUGCACUCUCACCCUUAGGAGCCAGUCAUCAGCCAGUGUAGACACAGUAGAGCUAGCGCUAGUGGCUGCUUAGAGGCAGCAGAGCAUCUGAACUGCUUCCAGGGAAAGCAUUUGCAGCUGCUGUACUGGCUCUCUGGGGGCUUCCUGUCCCGGGGCCAGUUGCAAUUUCAAGGUGCCGAUCAAUCCCUGGGAGGAAAUUGAACUUGCCACACCAUUUCUAGCUUUGCUUUGAGGCCAGCACUGUGGCAGGAGGCCCUGCUCAUUCCUAGCACUCUUCCAUGGUAUACCUCUGCAUGGCUCCCCAGGAGUAGACUCUAGACCCUUGUGGAGGGUUGGGGCAUGCUGGCUUUUCUCUGCCACACUCUGGAUCCCUGUGCUCUGCUUGCUGGUGAAUGACCACUGGGUCUAGUCAUGCCCGUUCAUCCUAUCUGUGCCAUAAAGGGUUGUUUGGGAAGAGAAUUGUUCAAGUGGACAUCCUGAGUUGUCAUCUGAGUCCACUACACCCCAUGAACACUGCUGGAGCCCAGUGUCUGCCAGCCACAUACAUGCCUCUCAGGCCCUACACAGCAACCGGGUACCUGGGGAUUUUGCCCAAAGGACUCCAUUGCCAGCUCCAGCUCCAGCUCCAUGCAGUGGUCUUGUCUCCUGACACAGGCCUUUAGCAUUUCUAAGGUUUGGAGAUUAAGGAAGGUUCUGUGCAAUUUUUAGCACAUUCGUGUCUUUUCUAUGUUGGAUGUCUGGGUCUUUAUAUCUGUGUGUGUGUCCCAAUGUGGCCAAAAUGUUUGCAGGUGAUAAUGGUUCACAGGAGCUCAGGACAGGGGCCAAUACCCCACAUGAGCCAUUUGUCCAUGGGCCGCUCUUGCACCUUUGAGCUUCUUCUAGGCUGUGGUCAUUGGGGCUGUGACUCCUGUCAAGGUGAGAACAGGAGUGGAGGUGACUGGUGUCUGUUCUGUUGUGCAUGAUCAGACCCACACAGCUCUAGGUGCAGCCUUACACUACUUGGAACCUAUGUUUCCCCUUCCCAUACGGAGCAUCUUCAGAUCCCCAGGGCUGACGGGGGUAUAUGAUUGCUUACAGAUAGUCCGCCCCAUGUCAAGGCCCACAGACCAUCUGCUGCAGACAUCCCUCUGCAGAGGGCCCUUGCCCCCUCUACCCAUUGCUAAGGACAUCAGGAAGUUCAUCAUGCCUCCAGCAAGUCCUAAGUGCUGGGUGCUGGGCAGCCAUGCUCCAGAGCAACAGUUGGGAAUUGUGUUGGUGCCAGGCCACCCAAAAGAGCCCUAAGGACCACACACCAGUGCCUCAGGAGACUGUACAAACUGGAACUUACGUGGGGACCAAAUGGCUAUUGGGGUUGAGAUUAGGAGGCCCAGUGGAGAGGGUGACCUAAAGUGGACUGGUGCUGCAGAGGUAGGCUUGCCAGGACUGUGGGGUCCGUCCCCCAUGCCUUCAGGGUGCAUGGAAGGCCUCUGUUGGGGGCUGUUUGGACUAUUGUUAUUCCAGUUCCAAGCACUGGAGUCUGCCAGCUCUCACUGGUGAAUAAUCCCAAAUCCAAGAUUUGAUGAGGUUUGUGUGUUCUUUACCCAUCCUGCAAGGCCCCAGAGGGACAGGCUCCUAGGAGGCCCCUUUCCCAGGACUGCCUUGCCACUCUUCUGAGGCCAGGUGCCCUCUGACCUGCCUUGAAGUGGAAUUUGAUACUGUACAUUGUCUCAAUGCCUGUUUUUACAUAUUCCUUUCAUUAAAGGUUUUAGUUUGGGUGUAUUUUUUGGUCAGGUUGGCAUUGAUCCUUUCUUAAGAUGCUGUGAGAACCAUUUCAUCCAAUGCCAAAUAAACUUGUGUUAUGGAAAAA